CUCAUCUCCACGGAUCGCUUCCCUUCAGCUCUCAACCUCUCACCGACUCACCAUGCCAUCUCUCGCUCUCAACCUCAUCGUCACUACAACCCCUAGCCCUUGCUACCCUACAACGCUCGCCGCUCACCUCCAGCUAAGCUCCAAGGCUGCCACUGGGUCAUCUCAGCCCGGCUCUCACCGUGGCACCGUGUCAUCAGCCCAUCACUGCAAGUCAGCGUUCUGUUUUCGUGUGGCUUCCUCCUCUGCAACUCUACCUCGUUCUGACAAUAAUGGGAAUUUCUUCAAUCUAUUUGAGGAGUUGGAGGAAAAUGAUAAUGAGAAUGAUGAGUCUGAGGAAGUUAUUUCCUCAACUUGAAAUUAAUCAAGCUUAGCUUAAGUUGCUGCUGUAAAGUUUGCUUUACUGAAUUGGAUGGAUAUGUACGCAUUUGCCACUUCCUAGACUCUUUUAUGUGCUUUUUCUUAAUGAAUUUAUUGCUGGACA
Messenger RNA from Rubroshorea leprosula, 481 nucleotides. NCBI's taxonomy places the organism in Eukaryota, Viridiplantae, Streptophyta, Magnoliopsida, Malvales, Dipterocarpaceae. The record is from the annotation of a GenBank genome assembly.